CCUUUUUUCAUUGCUGAGGUCCAGUCACAUGUGAACCGCGAGAUGUCAUCGACAAUUUGAAACUUCUCUUAGUUUUGGCAAAAGUUAAAUUUGCAAUCCCCAGAUAUUUCAUUUUGCUCAAUUCUUACAAUGUCAUUCCUGUUGAAGGCUCUUAUAAUAGGCUUCGCAGUUUUUUGUGCUUAUUUGAAAUAUUAAUAAAUUAUUGUCAUAAUCAAUCAAGUAGUGUUUCAAUAUAAUGCGAUUUGCCAUUUAACCUGACAACCAUAAUUAUGCCGGUCUAUCUUUAUGAAACAAGGAUUUUGGAAACUGUUCGAGAUGGUGCACUUACAAUCAUCAGAGCCAUAGGCAAUGCAAUACGUUAUAUCUACCGAUGAUUGAUGUAGUUCUUCUAAUGACUCCAUAUUUAAAGCGACUUUUUUUGCUCAUUGUGAGCAUAUUUUCGGUAGUGCAAUCUGGCCUUGUACCCCAAAAAUUCAUUCAUGGGUCUAUAAAAAAGGCUUUCGUCGUUCCAGAUGCUUACACUAAGGCUCCAGACUACGGUUUCGAGAUAUGGUUUGGUAAUCACCAAGUGGAGUAUGGUAAUCACUUGUGGAUUGAAAAUCUCAAGGAAAAACCCACGCACAUAAACUGGGUUCAUAAUAAAAAAGAUAGAUUCACCUUAAUAAUGACAGGGUUAGAUGCUCCGUCAAGUGACGAUCCUCAUGACCGUGAAGCGCUGUACUGGAUGGUUGGAAACAUUUUAGAAACGAAUAUCGAGGAUGGAGAACAUUGGGCACCAUAUGUUCAGCCUUGGCCUCUCCAAGGAGCUGGACCACAUCGCGUGAUUUUCACAAUAUACAAGCAGUAUAGAGGUAGAAAAAUUAAUUUCAAGGAGAAAAAGUUAGGAUACAGAAUUAUCGGUGACGAACGAAAAAACUUCUCUACCCGAAAAUUUGGCGAAAGGUACUCUUUAGGUGCACCGUGGGCCGCCAAUUUUUUCGACCUAUUUGACAAUUCAAGUUAUCCUCCUUGGGCUAAUAUAAACAAUUGAAUUCAACGAUUUUUAUUUUCAACAAACAUUUUCCUGUACAUAAUGAUUGUGAUGAAAUUAGAUUUAAAAAAAAAAAAAAAAAAAAAAAAAAAAAAAAAAAAAAAAAAAAAAAAUGAUAACAGUUAUCAACUAAAAGUUUUCUCAACAAAGCAGUACAAACUUUAGUAAAAGUGUAUAAUCGUAAAUAGUAAAUUUAUGUUACACUAAGUAUACAUGCACGUAUCUAUAGGUAUAUACUCGAAUUACAAAAGGGAAUUUUCAGAUUAAGUAAAUGACAGUCUUAUGUGUUUUACACUUGAAAA
Bemisia tabaci is the source of this 1332-nucleotide messenger RNA. RefSeq names its product protein D3. The record is from RefSeq and is a predicted model, not a curated record. Lineage: Eukaryota; Metazoa; Arthropoda; Insecta; Hemiptera; Aleyrodidae.